Helianthus annuus (common sunflower) is the source of this 2132-nucleotide messenger RNA. RefSeq names its product serine/threonine receptor-like kinase NFP. Gene Ontology annotation, molecular function: ATP binding; protein tyrosine kinase activity. The transcript has a single exon. Gene Ontology annotation, biological process: protein phosphorylation. Lineage: Eukaryota; Viridiplantae; Streptophyta; Magnoliopsida; Asterales; Asteraceae. The record is from RefSeq and is a predicted model, not a curated record. Bases 232 to 2070 code for a protein of 612 amino acids.
CUUUGGCGAAUACGGUGCAGCUAACGUCUUAUCUAGCCGGCUCGACUUGGUUUUAUUAUUUGAUUAUAUGAAUAUAUUAAUAAAGCAAAAUGUCAUAAAGUUAUGAACAUAUUAUAUAUGGACUCACUUUUAUAUUAAGGACUGAAAGCUACACAAUACUAGUAACAAUAGCAGCUUCACUAAUUUUGGCACAUAAUAUAACUCACCUGUGAAAGAAGCUUAGUUAUUAACAUGGCCUUCUCAUUUCUUUCAUUGCUAGCUCUUUCUGUAUUCUUAUUUUCUCCAAAUAAUGUCUAUGCAACAUCGGCAGACACGAACUUCACGUGUUCUGCUGACUCGCCGCCUUCCUGUCAAACCUACGUCACAUAUCGUGCCAGGUCACCUUACAUGAACAUCGGCAACAUAUCUGAUCUAUUUGGUAUCAGCCGGCUGAGCAUAGCAGAAGCUAGCAAUCUCACUUCAGAAAAUGAAGAAAUACUUUAUGAUCAGCUUUUGUUGAUUCCUGUUGCUUGUAUCUGUAACGGGAAUCGUUAUUUCUCUAAUGUUACAUAUGCAACGCAAAAAGGCGAUAGCUUUUAUGUUGUUGCAUCCUCUGUGUUUCAGAAUCUGACCAAUUAUCAUGUUGUUGAAGAUAUGAACCCUGCGCUGAACCCAACCAAUUUGACGGUUGGUGAUCAAGUCGUUUUCCCUUUGUUUUGUAAGUGUCCGAAACAGUUGGAGAAUCGAGAUCGAUAUCUUAUUACGUAUGUAUGGCAACCGGAAGAUGAAAUCUCGAGUGUGAGCACCAUGUUUAACACAAGUUCUGACGAUGUUGCUAACGAGAACAACUUCCGGAAUUUCACGGCUGCUGUGUGUCUUCCGGUUCUUAUACCUGUGUCUAACUUACCGACGUUCCCGCCGCCUCAUCAUCUCUCCGGUUCCGAAACUAAAAUGUCGAAAAAGCUUCGGAUAAUCUUUAUCAUCUUUGGAACAUCUUUCUUUGUUAUCGUUCUGUCAUGGUUUUUGAUCCACAAGUAUCGUUCGCGAAAAUCGAAAAGAGUAUUGGCUCGUAGCGAGUCGUCUUUUGAGUUCACUGAUCUUCUUUACACGAAGAAAGCUGCAAAACAUGAACCGGUUGCACCCAUGAAGAAGAAUCAAGAUAAAUUGCUUCCAGGGGUUUCAGGCUAUUUAAGCAAACCGAUCAUGUACGAUAGGAAAGAUAUCAUGGCAGCAACCAUGAAUCUCAGCGAACGGUACAGAAUUGGUGGCGCGGUUUACAAGGCCACGAUCAACGGUCAGAUUUUGGCUGUGAAAAAAACCCGAAAUGCAACAGAAGAACUCAAGAUUUUACAAAGAGUAAACCACACAAAUCUAGUGAAAUUAAUGGGAAUUUCAUCUAGUUUUAAUGGGAACUGCUUUCUGGUUUAUGAGUACGCCGAAAAAGGCUCGCUCGACAAAUGGCUGUUUUCAAGACAUUUAUCUUCUUCUUUGGGUUCAUCUGUUAAAGUUAACCUCUCAUGGUCUCAAAGAUUGAAUCUAGCGUUAGAUAUCGCUAACGGUCUUCAAUACAUGCAUGAACAUAGUCAACCGAGCAUUGCGCAUAGAGACCUCAGAACAAGCAACAUACUUCUAGACUCCAACUUCAAGGGCAAAAUCGGAAACUUCUCUGCCGCUAGACCUGCUAUAAGCCCCAUCAUGUUAAAAGUCGACGUUUUUGCUUUUGGCGUUAUAUUAUUAGAAUUGCUUUCAGGAAAGAAAGCGAUGGAAACUAGAGAAAACGGAGAGAUUUGUAUGGCAUGGAAGGAAAUUAGAAAGAUAAUUGAAGUUGAAGAUAAAAGAGAAGAAAAUCUACGGUUAUGGAUGGAUCCGAGCUUGGGUAGCAUCUACCCGAUUGAUGCUGCUUUGAAUAUGGCUGCAUUAGCUAGAGCUUGCACAUCUGAGAAGUCUGCAGAUAGACCAGGAAUGACGGAAAUUGUGUUUAAUUUGUCGGUUCUUAGUCAGUCGUAUUCGGAAAUGUAUGAAAGAUCUUCGACUUCUUCAGGUUUAGAAACUGAAGAUGUUCAUAUAAUCGGUUCAGUUAUAGGUCGUUAAAACAUGUACAUGUCAUUGCUCAUUUCAUGUUUUCUUGAAUAUACUUUUGGUCUAUUUGUGUA